Molecule: messenger RNA, 309 nt
Organism: Andrographis paniculata
Lineage: Eukaryota; Viridiplantae; Streptophyta; Magnoliopsida; Lamiales; Acanthaceae
Product: heavy metal-associated isoprenylated plant protein 4
Exons: 1
Coding region: 1-309 (102 amino acids)
Source: RefSeq, a predicted model, not a curated record
AUGGGAGAUAAUGAAGAGAAGAUUGAGUCGAAGGCUGAGGAGGGUUACGUCUCCGGAGGCGAAGAGAAAGGCGCGGAAAAGAAAGACAAGAAGAAGAAGAAGAACAAAGAAGGAGGAGCAGAUGGGGAGAAGAAGAAAUCCAAGGAGGAGAAGAAACAACAGAUUAAAGACAAGUAUAAUGAUGUCGACAAGCUCAAGGCCAAGUUGGAGAAGAUGGAGGCUAAAAUCGCAACUCUUGUAGAGAAAAAGGAUGAGAUUGUCAGGCUCAUCAAAGAAGCCGAGGAUAACAACAACAACAGCAAUGCCUAA